Molecule: messenger RNA, 2013 nt
Organism: Penicillium manginii
Lineage: Eukaryota; Fungi; Ascomycota; Eurotiomycetes; Eurotiales; Aspergillaceae
Product: putative ATP dependent RNA helicase
Exons: 3
Coding region: 1-2013 (670 amino acids)
Cellular component (GO): catalytic step 2 spliceosome; intracellular anatomical structure
Molecular function (GO): RNA binding; ATP binding
Source: RefSeq, a predicted model, not a curated record
AUGGCUUCCGAGUUAGACGUGUCAACCACUUUCAUCCCGGCUCUAUACAAGCCAGCAGCUUUGCUACCAAUUGCGCGACACAAAGAGAGCCUCUUGUACUUGGUUGAAAAAUACCCGGUCACAAUCGUGGUGGGCCAGACGGGAAGUGGAAAAACAACCCAGCUGCCCCAGUAUCUGGAUCAAGCAGGCUGGUGUAAAGAUGGCAAGGUCAUUGCAGUGACACAGCCUCGACGAGUCGCUGCAACGACCGUCGCAACUCGUGUUGCUGAGGAAAUGCGAGGCAAGAUCGGUGAAGCAGUUGGAUACUCAAUCCGCUUCGAAGAUACCACCUCAGAAUCAACGAGGAUCAAAUUCCUCACUGAUGGAAUGCUUCUGAGAGAAGCCCUAGUCGAUCCUCUCUUAUCACGGUACUCCGUGAUCAUGGUCGACGAAGCCCACGAGAGAUCUCUCAGCACAGACGUCCUUCUUGGAAUUCUCAAGAAGAUCCGGAAAAAACGCCCUGAAUUGCGCAUCAUUAUCAGUAGCGCUACCCUUCAAGCGGAGGAAUUUCUGCGGUUUUUCACGGACGAUGAAUUCAAUCCCGAGGCAGAACCUGCCGACCUGGGCGGGAGUGUGGGGCGGAUCAUCAGUCUGGAAGGCAGGAUGUAUCCCGUAGAUACAUUAUUUCUCGAAUCACCCGCAGAAGAUUACGUGGAACGAGCUGUCAAGACGGUACUCGAUAUUCACACCCAAGAACCAGAUGGUGACGUUCUCCUCUUCUUAACCGGUCGCGAGGAAAUCGACCGAGCAAUCCAAUUGAUAUCCGAGCGGGCCGCGUACCUUCACCCGAAAGCGCCUUCGCUGCUCACUUUGCCGCUCUAUGCGGGCCUAACCACCGAACAACAGAUGUACGUCUUUGAGCCAGCACCAGAAAAUACAAGAAAGGUCAUUGUCUCGACGAAUAUCGCGGAAGCCUCGGUCACGAUAGACGGCAUUGUAUACGUUAUCGACUGUGGAUUCGCGAAAUUGCGAGCCUACAAUCCUGCCACUGGUAUCGAAACAUUGACAGCUGUGCCAAUCUCAAAAGCCUCUGCCACACAGCGGGCUGGGCGAGCGGGCCGAACAAAGCCCGGGAAAUGCUUUCGCUUGUACACUCAACAGACAUAUCAAGAACUUCCCGAAGCUACCAUCCCAGAGAUUCAACGGUCCAAUCUUGCACCGAUCGUGAUGCAGCUUAAAGCGCUAGGGAUUGACAAUAUCGUCCGAUUCGGCUUUUUGACAUCACCCCCAGCCGAACUGGUCAUUCGUGCCUUUGAGCUUUUAUAUUCCCUCGGUGCGGUAGACGACUACGCCAAGCUUACCAAACCACUCGGCAUACGAAUGGCAGAACUGGCCGUGGAUCCAAUGAUGGGCAAAGUUCUUCUAGCAGCGCCCAAAUUCGGCUGCCUGAGCGAGAUCCUCACUAUCGCAGCCAUGGUCAGUCUUCAGGGAACAGUUUGGGUCCAACACGACGGCGACAAGAAAGCCGCCGAAAGCCAUCGCCGGAAAUUCGCAGUCGAAGAGGGCGAUCAUCUCACAUAUCUGAACGUCUAUCAAGCCUUCAUCACAAAAGGCAAGAAAGAAUCAAAAUGGUGUCGCGACAAUUUAUUGAAUUACCGAGCUUUACUGCGGGCAGUUAGUAUCCGCGGACAACUGAAGCGAUAUCUCGAACGCUUCGGCAUUCAAACUGACGAAACACUCUCCCGACACAAUGCUCCUGAUCUAAGCAACACACCUGAGCAAAUACAGCGGUGUCUCACGACGGGAUAUUUCGCUCAUGCUGCGAAAAUGCAGCCAGAUGGCACUUUCAAGACUGUUAGUGGUGGCUUGACACUUCAUGCCCAUCCUAGCUCUUUGAUGUUUAACCGAAAAGCGGACUGGGUCAUCUUCCAUGAAAUUAUGCAGACGGGUGAGAAAACGUACAUUCGAGACGUUACUAAGAUCGAAAAGGGCUAUCUUUUGGAAUAUGCCCCGGAGUACUACAGGAUUUCUUAG